ACCCGCCCCUAGGGACCCUCGGCCCUCCUGGAGCGCCCUGGGGAUGCGGGCGGCGCCGGCCUCCGCGGCUGAUGGAGGCGGGUGGCGCCACCCUGGGCGCAGGUGACACUCUCCAGGCCUGGGUUUCGGUCGAAGGGGAAGUGCGCUGGGAGCUCGAGACGCAGCCGCCCCAGGGACUAAGGACCCAGCAGCGAUGGCCGGAGAGCUGAGCCAGGAGGCACUGCUGGACUUUCUGUGCCAGGCCGGGGGCCGAGUGCGUAACGCAGAGCUGCUGAGCCACUUCAAGAGCUUCCUGCGCGACCCUCACGUGUCUCCAGGCCAGCUGCAGGAGCGUCGCGAGCGCUUCAAGGGCUUCGUGAACUCGGUGGCCGCAGUGCGCCAGGACCCCGACGGCACCAAGUACGUGGUGCUCAAGAGGAGGUACAGGGACCUACUGGGGGAGGAGGGCCUGCAGCGACCGGGCCCUGUAGAUGGAAAGCCGCGGGGCCACCGCCGCCGUGACCCGGAGCCGCAGAAGCCGCCGGCAGGUGCGGGGACCCAGGUGGACGUAGGUGGCAGCGCGCAGAAGGUGGCCGGGCCAGACCCCAGCCCGGAGGACAGCCCGAACCAGAGGACACCGGAGCCAGAGGCUGCUCAAGCCAGAGGCAGGUGUGCGGCUGUGGGGACGCGAGGACGCUGCUGCUGGGAGUGCCAGCAGAACGGCUGGGGACAGUCCACCGGACAGCCGCUGCCAGAAGAUCUCGGAGACCCUGCAGUCGCCUGCGAGAAGCCGGAGCGCGCUGCACCUGCCCGGGAUGACCUCGGAGCUCCGGGGUGGCUGAGGGAAGGAGAGGCCGCCGAGCACGCGCCUGGAUCUGUACCGCCUGUCUGGCCUCCGACCGCCGUCGAGGCUGCUGGCAGCCCGACGUCCCCGCCUGCUCUCCCGCCCCACCCGGCGCCCUCCAGAGAGCCACUGGAGCUGUUUACCGCCGGCUCCCCGAACCAUUCAACCCAGCAGCUGCAGCAACAGCACCAGCGCACUCAAGAGUGGGUAGCCAGAUACCUGCAGGUGCCUGAGCCCGAGAUCCAGGCGCCCACUCGCGCCUGGUCGGUGUUGCCAGACAACUUCCUCCAGCUACCUUCAGAAACCGCCUUUGGGGUCUCGGAGACCAGCUCGGCGCUGCCAGAGCCCGCUCUGUCUUUUCAUUCUCUCCUUCCCGUGGUUCUCGAUGAGUCCUCAGAAUCCUGGCCAGGGAACGCUCCAUCUACCGUCUUUCGAAGCAUUCGUUGUCAGCUGUCCCUCCAGGAUCUGAAUGACUUUGUGGAGCAAGAGAGCCAUGGAAGUGAGGAGAGCAGCAGUGGACCCAAAGAAUCUCCCGGAACCCCCGAAGAGGGGCUGCAACCUGUCUUGAGAACUUCCUCCUGGGGGGAGCUCAGGGAUCCAGUUGAGGAUCUGUUUUUGCCACCAAACGACAGCCCUUGCCUGAUCCGGCGGGACCUCGGAUAUAGAGGGAAUGCGCCCAGUUUUCGGAAGGUCCCAACAGUGGCUAAAAGCCUUGGAGACCACCCCCAAGAGCCCUUCCCUGCCCUCAAGUUCCGAAGGUCUGUCAGGAGGAGCUCUCGAACAGGAAGAACCAAAUCUCCUUCUUCCUCAGACGAGGAGCAUCCUGAUGAGGACUUGUGGAAAAGGAGUCGGCGCCCACCUCGGUCCAGGAAACCUUCCAAGGCAGGAGCCCUGCCCAGCCCAAGGGUGGAUGCUGUUUUGGUACAGAAAUUGGCAGAUGCUAAUGCUGUGGCCAGUCAGCCACACUCUUCAUGGAUCCCAAGCAGGGAUGGAUCUGCAGCCUUGAUACCCCACAGACCUUCUGAGCACAGGUCCCCCCUUGUCCCUCUAGACACCAGGGAGCAUGAGUGGAUUGUGAGGCUUGCCAGUGGUUCCUGGCUUCACGUGCUGACUUUGUUCUGGGAGGACCCCCAGCUGGCUUUGCACAGAGACUUCCUGACUGGGUACACAGCCUUGCACUGGAUAGCAAAGCAUGGUGACCUGUGUGCCCUUCAGGAUUUGGUCUCUGGAGCCCAGAAGGCGGGCAUUGCACUAGAUGUAAAUGUGAGGUCCAGUUGUGGCUAUACCCCACUGCACCUUGCAGCUAUUCACGGGCACCAGGGAGUCAUCAAAUUGCUAGUGCAAAGACUGGCUUCUCGGGUGAACAUUCGGGACUGCAGUGGCAAGAAGCCAUGGCAGUAUCUGAACAGUAACGUCUCUGGGGAAACGUGGCAGCUCCUGGGUGCACCCCGGGGCAAACCUAUCUUCCCUGUCUAUUCCUUAGUCCAAAGCUCUUCCCCAGCCAGGAAGGUCAAGAGCCGGGAAGUGUCUAGAAAUGUCACCCGGAAGACUUCCUUGGCUGCUUUGCUCAAAACUCAGCACAACAAAUGGAAAUUGGCCAGCCAAUAUGAGAAAAUCCACACCUCAAAGGAGAGAGAAGAGUAUAGUGACUGAGGUGGGCUUUUUUCUCCAAGAGGCGCACGCAUGCGCGCGCACACACACACACACACACACACACACACACACACACACACUCCCCAAGCUACUAAGUAGGUGGAGAGAACCCAAGGGAAACAGAAACUGUUAGGAGUUGAUAAAGAUUGAGGAGCAGUGAAAUGGUGUCCUCAAGGGUCAUCUCAAUUUCUUGAAGGCUCAUAUGUUUGGACUGUGAAAUGUGGACCAAAGCUGAUCCAGGCACUCAAGCCUGCGAAGGGUUCCUCUCUCUCCUGAGCCAGCCAGGGGUCAGGGCACAGGAAGGCACAGUAUUUUCUGAGGCAGUGCCAGCCAGGCCUUACUAGAAAGGGAAAGGACGCGUCAAAGGGAGGCAAUUCAUGGAAGUGCCGGAACUCACACUCUUCUCUGGCUGGAAGUUCUUUGGCUUCUAUUCAUCUCUAGAAUGAAUCUUGGCUGAGUGGAAAGCACCAGUUUGAAGUCAGAUGGCUUCCCUUCAUUUUCUUUAUGUGCCUUUUGGCAAGUCCAGCCAGUGAAAUAAAAUUGUUGCUGGAGAGUGUAACAUCUGACUGAAGAGAUUUCCUCAGUCCUGCACCUUCCUGCGAGCAUCGUCUACAGUGCUUGGUGUAAACUGAUGACUGUCUUCUCGGGGUGUCAUUGCCAUUGACCGGAGAAGCAGAUGAGUGACAUUCAGGAAUGAUUGUGACUCCACUCCCUAGACAAAUGAUAACACUCAGACUCGGUUUUGUUUUCUGUUUGUUUUUGCUGUUGUUUGUUUUUGUACCAACUCAAAGUGAGCUUUCCAAGAGGAAACGCAUUUUAGUUCAUCUGUGUUAUGACUGAAACUCUUCAUCCUGCAGGGGGAAACUCCAUGUGUAGCAAGCAGGGUCAUCUCUGACAGCGUUCCACAUGUCUGAAGAUCAAAGUUGGUACUCGGGAAAAGAGCUGGAUUCCCUUUGGGGAAGCAGUAAGUGUUAAAAGCAUCAGAACUUUGUGAAGCUGCUAAGUAUAACUUUAUUUGCACUAAACUUUUUGCCAAUUAAGAUUAACUAUUAGCCCUGAAGUACUGAAUGUCUAACAGGAAGUGUCCCGUUCGGUUCUCAGGAAGAGGCUAAUCCUUGCAGGUCCCUGGCUGAAGGUGACUCUGUGACCCCAGGAGAAUGUGUAAAUUCUGAAUGUAAAUCCAAAGAGGGCUGGAAAGUUCAUUGAUCAAACAGAGAUUACUUUUUUUAUGGAAAUAGUUUCAUGUGUGAUGCUGUAUUUUUUUAAAAAGUAUUCUUCUGUUAUUGUCCUGCAUUAAAAGACCAGCAGAUUGAUUGUUAUGUUAUUAUAUUGUAUCAAGCUGUUAUUAUAUUGUGUCAAGCUGAUCGUUGCUGAUGUUCUUACAUAAUGAAGUCUGUGAUUGUCCAAUCUUUUUUGUUUCAUUGUAAUCUAACUAUAUAACUUUGCUGAAAUCA
Molecule: messenger RNA, 3930 nt
Organism: Mus musculus (house mouse)
Lineage: Eukaryota; Metazoa; Chordata; Mammalia; Rodentia; Muridae
Gene: Sowahb
Product: sosondowah ankyrin repeat domain family member B
Exons: 1
Coding region: 194-2476 (760 amino acids)
Source: RefSeq, marked validated